Messenger RNA from Danio rerio (zebrafish), 2150 nucleotides. RefSeq names its product zgc:113229. NCBI's taxonomy places the organism in Eukaryota, Metazoa, Chordata, Actinopteri, Cypriniformes, Danionidae. The record is from RefSeq and is marked validated.
ACAAAUCAAGAAAAUGUUUUGAGAGAACACAAAUGGAAUGGAAGUUGAGCCAAAUUAAUAAUGGAUGGAAAUAAACACUUGGAUGGACUAACUUGGUGGCACAAAUGAAGGAUCUGUGGAAUCAUAACUAAGUUGCAUAGCCCAAUGGCGGAGCUGAACCCUGUCUCAGACACUCAUGCCUUACUGGAAUCUAUGCUUCAGAAAUUACGAUUGAACACUCAACAGACCAACAGCAGUUCAGUCACUGAUAUGCAAACAUGCAGUGCUUCUGAAUCAGCAGAGGAUUCAUCUAAAACAAACGUUUACCAAUUUGGAACCUCCAUCAGAAGUAAAGAGCAAGAUGGACGCAGCUCAGUUUGGAAUAACUGGGGGAACUCUUGGACUCAACAGUCUCCUAAUUUUGGGAGCGCAUUAACUCCUGCAGCUAAAAAGCCUGCCAAAAGGAUCACUAAACACUUAGCGUCUUCUGCUAAACCUAAACGUCCACCAUUAAUAUGGGGAGAAAACAAGCGUUUUAUCUCAGAGAGAUCUAAUGAUGUCACUUCCAGUGUUGGGAAUGAACAGUUUUCCCUGGGAGGGGAGAUCAGGUCAAAUGUGCCACCUUUAUACCAAACUGAAACCUUCAAAAACCCUCCUGACCUUCUCGCUCCAACACUAACGCCAUCAUCUUUAGUGCUGGACAAAACCGAGGUCAGGGGUCAGUGGAGUUGGGCUGCUGAGAGUGAGAAAAAUAUAGGUGGAGGAUUUAUUGAGCUACCAGAAAAAACGACAAAGACAAGUAGGAAGACGUGGGGGGAGCCUAAAAGAUGGGCUCAGAGUGUGAAGGAGAGAUGGAGAGAGAGACGCAGAGGCACACAGAGCAGACAAAGAGAUGAUGGACAGACCCAGAUGCAGAAUAAAGCACAGAGUAAUUACUCUUCACUACCGACACCUAUUGAUGUAAACAACACACCUGCAGCACUUGCUGAGACCGCAGAAAUCCCCCAAGUCUUGAUCAGCACUGCUCCAGAUGAAGACGAAGGCCCCAGCUCACCAAGCUACUUGAGUGACAGUCUAUUGGCAUUCGACACUACUUCUAACUUAAUGGAGGAGAUCUUCAGUGGCACAGAGUGGGCUCAGUUUCUCUCAGUUAACCACAGCACGUCAGACCAAUCAAAUGAGCCACCAAAAAGUAUUAACCAAUCACACGAAGAAGAUUGGACCAGUAAAUGGACUUGCAAAGACACAACCGAAUCUCAUUUAGUUAUAACUCAACCAUCGUUCCUGAACUCAACCUCUAAUAAAUCUGUUUACAACCAAGCCAACACAUCUCAGAUGAGUGAUCUCAACACAAAUCCAAUACAAACUUCAGACAUGUUUACAAACCAGUCACAAAACUUCAAUCAACAAAACGAACAAUCACAAUUGUAUGAUUUUAAUCUAAAUGAAUUAAAGACAACUGAGAAUAGUCAUCCUCAACCAAUGUCUACUGAAGUGUCCAACCCGAGCCAAAGAGGGACGGAGGACUUCAUAUCUACAUUGGACCUUUCAUGCUUAAAGCCAAGAGACAGAUCAUCAAUAACUUCCCAGGGAUCUUUGAGCCGGAAAAGAGAACACUGGACCAAACGGAGAAAUCUGUUUGAACACACGACAGAGAACAUGGAGGAUGAGGAAGAGCAGAGCAGCUCUUUUAUAAACACACCAUCUUCAAACUCAUCUUCCCUCAACUCAGUCCCAGACUCCAUCUCUGAAAACCCGGAAACUGCAGUCAAAAAGAGGAGGAUGGAAGUUACUCGACGAGUUCGAUUUGCUGAGGAGGUUAUCGUCAUAACCGCCAGAUACUUGCCAGAAUACAAUGAAGAAGAGGAUGAUGAUGAUGAUGAUGACGAAGAUGAGGAUUAUGAUGAUGAUGAUGAUGAUGACGAUGACGACGAAGAAGAAGAGGAAGAAGAAGAGGUUGAAAAAGAGGAUAAUAAUGAACGUCUGGACGAACGUUCUCCUCGACCGUCUUUGCCGAAGUGGAUUGCGUCUUUAAGAGGCAAAAGUGCAAAGUAUAAAUUUUGACUCGCUGUGCAUUUGAGUCCACUCUUGCACUUCUGCAGCUCACAUCAACACAGAUUGUACAAACACACCUCACCGCAGGCCACAAACAACACACAGUUAUCACAUUC